Molecule: messenger RNA, 2283 nt
Organism: Blastomyces dermatitidis ER-3
Lineage: Eukaryota; Fungi; Ascomycota; Eurotiomycetes; Onygenales; Ajellomycetaceae
Product: ubiquitin-like 1-activating enzyme E1 A
Exons: 4
Coding region: 466-1536 (356 amino acids)
Biological process (GO): protein sumoylation
Cellular component (GO): cytoplasm; SUMO activating enzyme complex
Molecular function (GO): SUMO activating enzyme activity
Source: RefSeq, a predicted model, not a curated record
AUGGGAUGGUGAGCGCUGACAGAGGAAACUUGGUGUUGUUGAUGGAAGAAGGUCAGAUCGGCCUCAAGCCGCGAGCCGAUUAGGCAGGUAUAGGCGUCUUUGGCGCACAGGCCAAGCGGGCGGCUGAGGUAAGCGCCUUAGCCCUGCCCCGUGCCGCCGCCCGCAAGAGGUCCACGUGACCGGCCUCAACAUUGACGGGUUUGGCAUCUUGAGAGAUUUCAACAAACAGCCAUAACACAGCUUCAAGCUUGCGGGCCAAUGCGUUUGCUGGUGGUUUCCAUUGCUGGCGCGACAGAAAAAAAAAUUCGACUGGAACAAAGCCCCAGCUUUUUACACUGAACAUUGAGAUCUUUGAUUUGCUCCUUGCUCGUUCUUCAGUGAAUAACAUAGGCUCCAUCAAUUUCUUAUAGUUAUACGGAGUAGUUGUGCUGCAAUAUCUACAUUUGAAAUUAUUUCCUUGCCAGUAUGGCGUCAAAUAAUACGAAUAACCAGAUAACAGCUGAUGAAAUUGCUCUCUAUGACCGCCAAAUUCGGCUCUGGGGCGUCAAGGCACAGGAAAAGCUCCGAACUUCGAAAAUCCUUCUGGUAACCAUCAAGUCACUUGGGGCGGAAAUCGCCAAAAACCUUGUACUGGCCGGUAUUGGAUCUCUCACGAUCGUGGAUAACGCUAUCGUCAAAGAGGAAGAUAUAGGGGUUCAGUUCUUUCUAUCAGAUGAACAUAUCAACCAAAAUCGAGCAGAAGCGGCUGCCCCUCAAAUUAUACAGAUGAACCCAAGGGUAGAUGUGGUUGUUGAAACAAUCGAUAUCAGAUCAAAACCACCGGCAUUCUUUGCGUCGUACGAUGUGACCAUUGCAGCAGAUCUCGACUACGGCACUAUCUGCUUCAUAAACAAUGCCUGUCGGGUCGCCAACUGUCGUUUCUAUGCGGCAGGAGUCCACGGCUUUUACGGCUACAUCUUCUCAGAUCUCAUCACCCAUGACUUCGUGAUCGAACGAGAAAAAUCAAAUGUCGCCGCCGCAGCUAUCGAGACACCGACGAGGACCGUCCUAGAUGUUAAAACCAAGAAAGAAAACGACAAGAUGAUUGAAAUGAUAACAAAGCGCGAAGUCUACUGCCCACUCAUGCUUUCAAACACCUCUCCUCUACCUCAAGAAUUUACCAAAGUCCGCCGCAAGCGCUUGCAGGUAACACCACUUCUCACCUGCCUACGAGCGCUCUGGGAAUUUCAACGAGAAAACAACGGGAGAUUGCCAGCAAAGGAUGAUUUGGAGACAUUUAUUCGCCUCACCAAUGAUCGCCAUUUAGAACUACGCCUGGACAUAUCCACACUCACAGCGGAAUUCAUACGAAGCUUCCUUGACAAUCUAGGAAGUGAAUUGAGUCCUGUGUCCGCAUUCUUGGGUGGCUCGCUUGCUCAAGACGUCAUCAAUGUGUUAGGUGCGAGGGAACAACCAUUGCAAAAUCUGCUAUUGUUUGAUGGCGAACGGAGCGUUGCUCCCAUUUACUCCCUUCAUCCGAUUUUCCCCGAGGAUUGAAUCAGCAGCGUCACCCUAUGAACGCACCAGCCCCCCGCCGUUUUGACAACAGCUGAAAAGAAUAGGCCUAUUGAUGGAGCCAAAUUCUAUCCCGCAUUUCGUUUGGUUGGGCUAAAGUCAGGUUGCUCCCUUACACUUUUAGCAAUCUUGCGAAAGUCCAUCCAUUGUUUUUUUUUUUUUUUUUUUUUUUUAAAUGUCCACUUCUCGCGAGUGUCAAACGAAGAGGGCAUUCUAUGCAUCUACCAUAUUGAAACUCACGAUGGAUCUGUCUCUCAUCCCAAAUAGAAAUGGGACAGAUCUUGGUGCGGACGGUACAAUGCGGCUCGAAACAUACUUCUUUUGCACAAAUCGCGCCGCCGAUCAGAUAACUUAUGUUUUUACUAUCUUUUCCUCCCGUUUUCCACAUGGAACCAUCCCUUGGCGUUUAGACUUUCAGUGGAAAAUAUUAUCUGAUUGCUUAUCGCUUCGGGAGGCGAAUCUGUUUGUAAACUCUCUGAAGAGAUCUAGCUGAAUGGGGUAAAAUCGAAAGGGAAGCGGGUAAGCAGCUUGCGAAGAAGAUAGAAGCCAAAGCUAUAUAUAAUAGAAUACGGGUGGGGAUAUGCUCGUUGUGUUGGCAUUCUCCAUCCUUCUUAGAAGAUAAUUGAGAGAUCCAAAACCCAUAGUAGGGGGUUCAACAAUGUACAAGAUGUCUGCUUCAACAAAGAAGAAAAUAUAAUUUUUAAUAUAUAUGGAGAAAUCCUCACCCUC